This is a messenger RNA of Meloidogyne enterolobii, 314 nucleotides long. Lineage: Eukaryota; Metazoa; Nematoda; Chromadorea; Rhabditida; Meloidogynidae. The record is from the annotation of a GenBank genome assembly.
GAUGGAUUGGUCUAUCUGUACUUUAACCUCUCGGGGCACUCGAAUUUGUCCUGGAGGUACUGAAUAUUUCAUAAGAAAUGUAUAUCCCCCUAUUCAAGAACUUCAACCAAAAGUAUUGGCUGUUGUAAUUAUUUUUACUUUAUGUUUGGUUGUUGGAAUAUGUGGAAAUGGUUAGUUAAAUCUUGACUAGUUGAGGAUAUAGUUAAGAAAAAUGUCCGCAGGUACGUGGAUAUGGAGAUAAAUGUCAUAUCCGUCGGAUAAUGCUUCUAGGCCUAAAAUUCCAAAAAAAUUCUCCAACGGACAUAGCCAAGUAC